Nicrophorus vespilloides is the source of this 2110-nucleotide messenger RNA. RefSeq lists its product as uncharacterized. NCBI's taxonomy places the organism in Eukaryota, Metazoa, Arthropoda, Insecta, Coleoptera, Silphidae. Gene Ontology annotation, molecular function: zinc ion binding. Bases 237 to 1877 code for a protein of 546 amino acids. The transcript is spliced from 6 exons. The record is from RefSeq and is a predicted model, not a curated record.
UCUUGUACACACUUGUACAGAGAACUGUAGAGAACGCGCUUGCGUAUCGAGUGCGCUAGUUAAAAAUGGCGUUGUUGUGAAGGGGGCGCAGAUCCUUCGACGUAUGUGAAUGUGUGAAAACUAUUGAUAUGUGCAUGUUUACUAACGAUGAUCUACUAUCGUUUGUUCGAUACAGAUGGUAAUUGCUGUACUUCGCAACGUUCAAAUACAUUUUCUGAGCAAGUGUUGUCGAGUGGAUGGCAGCAGGUAUGAUCCGACACCUGUUGCUGAUGUCAGGUUUCGGAUGCACGGAUGAUUGUUCGGGCAGGGGCGAGUGCCAUAACGGCACUUGCCUUUGCGAGAUUCGUUUCGCCGGUGAAUAUUGCGACGGUCCAAAUUUACCGUACCACACCGGAAUCGGCGGCGUUUUCCUCGUGGUAGCCUUCGUCUGCGCCGUUCAGCUGCUCAUGUGCAUCGCCUCUGAGUACCACAGGUUGAAGGCGCCUACCUUCCUCAAGGCAUGCAAGAUCACCACGCAGAAAUUCUUAUACUUUGUGACGUUCCUUGCGAGCAUCAUAAGGGGUGCUUACUUCCUGUCGCCGGAUAACUUCAAGAACGGAUGGAGCAGCAGUUUGCUGUCUGCUUAUUACCCGUUACUGAUGACCGGGUCCUCGCUGAUCGUUUGCUUCUGGGCUGAGGCGUUCCAUUUGCGCGACAUACGCUGGGAAAAGCCUCAGUUCUUAUCCAAAUCGUUCCUCGGUUUCGUCACUUUCAAUCUCAUAAAUUUCGGCCUUCUCUUGGCUGAGGUAGUUACAACACAGUUGGCCGAUUCUUCAGAUACCGAGCGUAGUUUCUACACGCACAUCUUCAACGGAUGUUACGCUGUCCUCAUGUUCAUCGUCGUCGUGUUUUUCCUCAUCUACGGCGUCGAAGUCUACUUUAAGGUUCGUGGUGGUUUCGUGGCGAAACCAGUACAAAUUGCCGGUGCAGGAGAAUCGGAACCUCUCCGAAUUCAGACGCAGGAAGAGUUGAGACCACUCAUCAAUAAUUCGCAACUGCACCAAUCGCGUAUCGGUCUUCUCAGCCAGGCGUUGAUGCUGAUCGUGAUCGUCGCUUUCCUCUUCUCCGAGACUCUCUCGGAAUUUUGGAAAACCAAGGUGCCUGUGAAUUCUCGCAACUGGCACGACAUUCUGUUCCGUGUGGUCGAAAUCGGCGUGGCCAUCUGGUUUCCGGCCGUUCUUUGGAAUUGCAUGCAACCAGGUGAAUUAUGGAUUCUGAAUCCAAAGAAGUUGCUGGCCAGAUUGGACCAGAAGCAGUGUCAGGAGGAGGUGGCACCUGUUGCGGAUAAGGGCAACGAGGAGGAAGAGGACGACGCGUUUCUUGAGAAGAGGGAAUGCUGGAUUUGCUAUGACUCUGAUAAGAAGGAUCCGUUGAUACAGCCGUGCGAUUGUACCGGGGACGUUUCAAGCGUGCAUCACGAUUGCCUGAGACGAUGGCUGAUGGAGAGCACAGCCACGAAUGCCGAACAUCUGAAAUGUAAAGUGUGCAAGUGCGCGUACGACGUUCAGAGCACGACAAAGUUGGAUUGGGAACGGGGCUUCACCGCUCAGCAUUGGGGUAGCACCGCUUUCAUUGUUACGUGUCUCUGUUUGACGGUUGCUGCUGCUUGGAUUGUUAUUCAAAUGUUCGAGGAUUCGUACAUAAGGAUGAUCAGCGCAAGCAUCGCUUUACUUGUCAUUUACGUUUGCAUCAGAUUCUUGGGCCAAAAUACGGUCAGCGCGUACCAAAGAGCAAAAGUGGGCGGUCUGAGCAUCGGUAACCAUGUUACCACAAUCAGUGGCAAUAUAACCGUUGACAUGGCAACGGCGACUCAGUCUGAACCACAGACGGCACUCUAGAUGUAAACAAAAUAUUUUCGUUAAACUUUUCACUUUCUUCGAUUCUUUUCUUUUUAUUAAAUGUGAUAAUUCUAAUAUUAGUUACUUUCUUAUUUUAUUAUAUACAUUAGGAUAUUUGUAUAGAACUGUUACAUUAUGUUUUUUGUUUUGUCUAUUUCACAUCACACCACAUACAAGUACUUUGUUUUCUUUCUUAAGCUACUGAUAUUUAUUACUGUAUAUUAUUUACAUUU